Messenger RNA from Sclerotinia sclerotiorum 1980 UF-70, 2070 nucleotides. RefSeq lists its product as hypothetical. The record is from RefSeq and is a predicted model, not a curated record. The transcript has 2 exons. Lineage: Eukaryota; Fungi; Ascomycota; Leotiomycetes; Helotiales; Sclerotiniaceae. Bases 1 to 2070 code for a protein of 689 amino acids.
AUGGAGCACGAUGCAGGGAAGAGACAACGUGGGAAUAGCAUCACGACUACUCCCGAAAGACCUGCGAAUAACGAUGGCCGAGCUGUACCCGAGGCUCAGGUAACGGAGAGACCGCAAGAAUCAGGGGAGAUUAAUAGCCACGACCCUCAGGGAUAUGAUUUACAAUCAUCCAAUACAUUCACGGCUAAUAGUAGCUCACCGCCCACAAAUCCCGCCCCAAGAUAUCCUUUUGAACGACCUACAACCUCAUCUAGUCAAGAAGGUUCCAGCACGUCAAAGAGAAGUGUACAAACGGUGGCCAAGUCGUCGUUAGAACCCCCGGUCACGAAAUCAACCUUGAGUGAACUCGAUGUGGAUAAAAUUGAACACAAUCCCAAACUUCGACACGAUAUUAAUUUCGAUCCCGAUUUACACUUUAGACCUAAUCUCGAUGGAGAAAAAGGACGAAAGAAGACUCAAAAAGCCAAUGAUUUUUGGGACAUGAUGCGUUUGCAACUUCAAGAUUAUUUGACGGAUCGUGAGCAAUUCGAAAAAGACUUGGGAGAUGCGGAAUGGUGCUUGCCAGCAACGCUCAAGGCUAUCAGAGGCAUUUUGGAAACAUUAGUCCCGCAGUGGGAUCGGUCUUCGGUCGAAGAGACCUUUAACGUCGAUUUGUUAAUGCAGCAAUUUCGCAAAGGCGUUGCUGAUCUUGGUAAACUUGCAAAAUGGCUAUCGCAACUCCUCAAAUGUCAUUGCGCACCGAUGAGAGACACUUGGGUGGAUGAAAUGGUCGUUCAGUUGAGUGAGGGUGAUAAAAACUGGGACGUGUCGAUGUUAGUCUCCGGAAUGCGAAAUCUGUUGGGUGUUUUGGAAGCUAUGAAACUCGAUGUCGCAAAUCAUCAAAUCAGAUGUUUGCGCCCACUGCUUAUCGAGGACACUGUUCAAUUUGAGCAAAAAUUCUUCGUAAGAAAAAUUGCAAUGGGUAGAGUAGACAUCGCUUCGGCACAUGAUUGGUUCAAAAAGGCAGCAAGCUUGCCAGAUAACGUUCACUUGGGCGCACCAACACGAAUUCAAGGAAACACAUGGGACUUCAUGAAAGCACUUGUAAAUCUGACGUUACCAUCCAAAGCCAUCGAACCUGUUCUUCACACCUUCUUUUUCGAUGAGGAGCGCUUGGUUAAACUUCGAGCGGAUAUGCUGGAUCUAAUAAAUCUCGAGAUUUGCAUGUUUUUGCAUCACAAACUUGACGCGGCAUCCAAAAUGAACGAGGCUAGAUCAGUACCACAGGAUGAUACACCUGUUGCUUCGUCGUAUAUUUCUUCUCCCGCGGAUGAGGGCGUGCUCUCGGCACCGACAAUCCCUUCUAAGAAUGAUUUCAAAGCCAAACGGAAGUACAAUCAUUUGGCUCAGGAGAGAGGUCAUUUCUCAAGAGAACUUUCAGAUAAACAGGUAUGGGUACGAAAUCUAGAGGAUGAAGCUACGAAUUCUCAAUCGUCCAGCGCACGAUCAUCUCCAUUAACUACUGCAUCUACGCCAGAAACAUAUCCUGUAACACCACUUUAUUUGUCUCUUCAAAAUUUGGAUUCUGCUUCACAAGUACGCACGUCUUUACAAGCUCUCCUAGCUUCAUCGUCAUCGCAAGACAGAUGGACCGCACUGUCCUCGAAUAUUGCUUUACAAAUUCUUCGUUCAACACCAACCCCUAUAGCACGCCUUCCAGCCUUUGAAUCUCAUCUCUCAUUCCACCUCUCAAAUUCGCGAUCUAAGCUUUAUCAGGAAGCAGAAGCACGAGUACUCUCGAAACUUUACCCCGAAUUACAAAAACUUGUCGAGUUGUAUACUCCUUUGACAAGUCUCCAAAUAUUUGAUGCGGCUAUGUCACCAAAAUCUACAAAUGGAGUUCUUAACGGGAAUGCUCCAGCAGCUGGACGAAAAGAGGAAAUUUCAUAUGUCUCAACCAGAAUUGCGCAUAUUGGCAUUCUACAUUGGAGGGUUUGGGCACCACUAGCAUAUCUCGUGAACCCCGAUGCUGAGGACGAAGGUGAUGUCAACAUGAUUCUUGAUGACGAUUUACCGGUUGACGAGUCUUAA